UUUUGUGUAGUUGAUGUACGGGUGUGGACUUGUCAAGCCGAUUAUCGUCGUUCAUCCACACGUAGGACAGUGAGGCAAGCGACACAAUGGGCAGCAACAACUCUGUUAACGUUAAUGGAAACAACAACCACAUUUGCUGUAUGUCAAGACGUUCCCGGGGCCGGACCAGGUCUACUACCUGCGUGAGCUACAGUGAUUCCGUGAAGGAAUUUGAAGUGGGGGAUUUGGUAGACGUAACACUAACCAUACCUGAAAGAAGUCGCAGAUUGAACAUUGGCUUCCUGGCUGGCAUCAACACACAGAUGGACGAUAUUGCCCUGCUCAUCUCGGCGGAUUUCUUCACCAAGGAGUUGAAUUUCUAUGCAAGGAAGGGGCAAAGAUGGGGCACGCUGCAAACCUCAGAGAAGCUUCCCUUGGAGCAAGGAGGAGAGGCUGUCAUCCAGAUCAAGUACAUGGGAUCUCACAAUCAGGUGUCUGUAAACGGCCGAGAACUCGCCAACCUCAAACACCGCGUUGACCCUAACACCGUACAAUCUCUCUUCAUCGAAUCAGAUGUACAAGUCGAAAGAAUCGAUUAUAGGCCUUCUCGUGAAGGUUAGUGAGACGACAGCAUUGGCUCACUGAGGUGAACGAGGCUGAGAAGUAACGAUUGAGCACGAGAAUCUUACGUCAAGGAAAUGGAAGAAGUAGGAGAUCUGGAAUUAGGAGUGCAAGGUCUGCAACACAUUAGGCUCAUUCUUCGGGGAAAGUGACAAAUUUGACAAGCGCAUGUUCAUAAUAAUUACUAUAUAACGUAAUAUUUACAUAUAAUGGAUGGUUGAAGUUGAAAGUAAUAUAAUGAGAAUUUAUCUUGAGACUGUGGGAGUCAGCACUUAAAAUCAUCCAGCGAGUAAAAGUGAAAAGCAGUAAAAGCAGAUGUGUUGCAUUGCUUUGUUAAAAAGAUAAUUAAAUGGACUUGUACAACAUCACUAUGUCUGUAAGAGUAAAAGUGAUGCAAUUAUUUCCUUUUCUAAAUUUAAUGAAAUUGGCUAAUUAGAAUUUAAAAUCGCCACAGACAUUUUGCAAAGAAAAAACUGUAAAAUGCAUAGAAAAAUUCGAGUGGCACAGACAGUGCAUUAAAUGCCAGCAGUAGGUCCAAUAGGGGUUAGAAAUUAGAUUUUGUGGAGGAGAUAUAUUACAUAUACAUGUAGAUCUUAUUUCAGUUUGAUUUAAGGAAUGAAAAAAUUUUAAAUGUCAGUAUCGGAUCCAAAGCAACUAUAUCGUGUAAUUCUGAGUUCCAGUUAUGAACUGAACAUCGAUUAAAAAUAGUCGGAAUUGUUUGAAAUCGACCUAGAAUGUGAAAGCGAUAGAUAUAAAACAAAACACAAAGAGAACUUAAGGCAAAUGGGAAAAAAUAAAAUAACAAUACGCCUACAAUAUUCAGAGGACUGUCCGUUCGUGGUGUCUAAGUGGGUGACUACACA
Molecule: messenger RNA, 1463 nt
Organism: Acanthaster planci (crown-of-thorns starfish)
Lineage: Eukaryota; Metazoa; Echinodermata; Asteroidea; Valvatida; Acanthasteridae
Product: 32 kDa beta-galactoside-binding lectin lec-3-like
Molecular function (GO): carbohydrate binding; galactoside binding
Source: RefSeq, a predicted model, not a curated record